This is a messenger RNA of Aethalodelphis obliquidens (Pacific white-sided dolphin), 7729 nucleotides long. It is a transcript of the gene SOCS6, whose product is annotated as suppressor of cytokine signaling 6. Gene Ontology annotation, molecular function: 1-phosphatidylinositol-3-kinase regulator activity. Bases 3053 to 4660 code for a protein of 535 amino acids. NCBI's taxonomy places the organism in Eukaryota, Metazoa, Chordata, Mammalia, Artiodactyla, Delphinidae. The transcript has 2 exons. The record is from RefSeq and is a predicted model, not a curated record. Gene Ontology annotation, biological process: protein ubiquitination; phosphatidylinositol phosphate biosynthetic process; regulation of growth. Gene Ontology annotation, cellular component: phosphatidylinositol 3-kinase complex.
CCCUGACCAGGGAUUGCACCCGGGCCCCCUGCACUGAGAGCACAGAGCCUUAACCAUUGUGCAACCAGGGAAGUCCCUGAGUGCUCCUUCAAUGGCCCUCUUCUUAGGGAACAGAAGGAAGCAUCUUCUUAAGCCUGUCUUGUUGGGUAACGUCACUCUGCAGAGAAAACUCUGGUAGUUUUCUCCAUUGUGGUCAGUUUUCAGGAAACUUUUGUGUUACUAACAUUAUCUUUUAUUUUGCUCAUAGAAGUGCCUGUGUGAUCUUAUUUAAAAGUCAUAACGUACUCCAGAAAAGGGAACUGUUACGCCCAUUUCUGAAUUUGUGGCAGUUACUGUUAUCGCUAGCUUAAAAAUACACAGUCAUGCGAAAUGGAUCGGUGCACACGCACAUACACACACAAAUAUACUGAAGUAUAAGGUCAGAUACCCCACGUUAUUUAUAAUCUCGAAUAACUAAUGAGUGUGUAUGCACCUAUUUUGAUACUUAGUAAGGGUAGGUAGGCAAAUGACCAAGAGUUAAAGGUCACCUUUUGCUGUUUUCUGCUUGUUGCAUUUUAUGGGAAACGAAGAUUGUCUAUUUCAGUUCUCUGUCCUCAUCCCUGACCUCUUCCACUUUUGGAAAUGACACAUCUGUGGCGCCUGGGUAAUUUUGUAAAAUUAUUGCUUUUGCAAGGGAGAAAUUUAUAAUAUUAGUAUGUGUCAUAAAAAGGGGAAACUUUCUUGUAUGACUGGCUUGAUUGAAAGAGUUGUCCAGGUAGAGAGAGAGAGAAACAGCAGUGGGACAUGUUUUAAAGUGUAUUGAGAGUGAAAUUGUCAUUAAUAUUUUUAUGGUUAAUUUAUUAUGCUGCACAACACGUUGGUUUAGCUAGUAAGUAGGGAAGGCUUUUGGACUGAGGGCACAUUUUACCUUAAACCAACUUCAGAGUCAUCUUUGAUGAUUCAUACAAACAUUACGUUUUACUUUGUUGUGACGUUUGUUUUGGGUGACUUGGUCUCCUUAAUGUUUGAAGAAUAGACAGACUUAGAUAAAGUCAUUUAAGACUUCCAUUCUCCCUUUGCACACAGAGGACGUUUUAGACGUGUUAGGUCUUUAGGGAAGAGCGUACAUUACUAGCUUUGUGACCUUGAACCCAUUAUAUAACCCCUUUGAGCCUUACUCCUCAUGUGGGGCUAAGGUGGGGAUGAUCUAUCUGUCACAGUUACUGUGAAUACAUGUAUAUUUUGUUUAAAGUAAAAUCCAAACUCUUUACCAUCGACCACAAGACUUCUGCCUGGUUCUUCAGCACACUUUGAACAACCCUCUCUCCGCCUUAGCACAAAGGUGUGGUCUAGCCUUUCUGUUCCUCAACAUUCCAAGCUGCGUCUGGCUUCCUCCCCUUUGACAGUUUUCCUAGACUGCUCUUCAGUGGUGCCCCCUGUGGUUGGUUCAUUCUCAGGGUCACCCUCUCAGAGAAGCCUUCUCUGACCACCCUUCCUUCCAGCUCCUUCAGUAAUCCCAUUUUAUCAAUUCGUCUGUUUCUGAUAUAAUGUUCAUUACUAAGUUCCUUGUGGAGGGCGUGGGCUGUGGUCUUCCUCCUUUGUCUCCCUCACACAUGGCAUGGAGCCUGGCCACUGAGUGGGGACAUGGUGUACAGAAAGCACUUGUAGCUUUUACACGUUUGUCUGCCUGUUAAAGGCAGAGAUGUGCUGGCUGGAUCUUAGACAUCUGUUGGGUUUUUUGUGUUUUUUAUUUAUCCCUGGCUGAGUUGAUCUGCUCAACUGAAUAAAUCAUAGCACUGAUAAGGCCAACGUUCUUGACACUACAUGGCCCCAAAUCCCCACACAGGGAGGACUACAUCUUCUUGUAGAACCGCGAUGUGUGUCUGAGUUCACUCACAUGCCCCACUGGCUGGUCGUGAAGAUGCACAGGCCUCUUGUCGCUUCUGGAAGCACAGUUAACUGGAGUGUGAGGAGAGUAACGGCCCCAGAGCACAUUUCCCUUGAUGCUGCCUUACAGAGCUUAGCAAGGUAAAGCUUCAGUUGUCUGGAACCUCGGGCAUCCUCAGAAUUAAGCAGGAAGGAAGAACUCGUUAGGAAUUAGACAAGCCAGAGACCUGGGUGACUGACUGCAGCUGGUGAAGGCAGUCUCUCAUAGGGUUGCAGAUCGAAGUUUGCAUUUCAACACUGUGAUUUUAUAGGGUAGGUUUUUAAAAUAAAAUCAAAGUCUUAUUUGUCUUAUCUGUAAAAUAAUCAUGGUGCCUUCCUCAACAUUGGUGUAAUAAUUGAGAUAAUGCAUGUAAGUGUAUGAGUUCGGUGCCUGGCAUAUAACAGGUGCUAACAGUAAUAAUUAGUUUAAAACGUACUGUGAUUAGUUAAAAGGAGUAUUCUGGUUAAUCAGCAAUAUCUGCAUAAGACUUGGUUUUUCUUGUUGAGGAAGCCCCAUGUGGGGAGUCGGUGUGAGACCAAAGAGAUGAGAAAAAUGGAAGUAAAAGAGGAAGGAGAGUGGGAGUCUACAGAAGUAUUACUGGUGCAGCUACUAGAAUUGUGAGGGCUACACAUGGGUGCAGUGUAAGCAGCGGUGGGUUGACUGGCUCUGGGUCACUGCGGUCAGUUGGUGGGAAACCUAGAACAGAAAGGUACUGCAUGUGGCCACCUGCAAGGCCCUGGGCGCUUGUUCUCCUACUGAUUGUUUUAAUAUUGUCUUAUCACUCUCAGCAGCCAUCACACUGAAAUUUUUUCUUAAAAUUAUUAAAAGGGCAUCACACUUGGAGACUAUGUUUGGGGAGCGGUGGCUAUCCCAUUGUCCUUGGGAGCCGACUCUUGAGUAGUAGAGAAGAAGGAAAGAAGAAAACACCACAUCUCUCUGAAGGCCUGGGAGACGAAGUUUCCUGAGCAUCAGUAAACCCUGCAAGCGUCACUAUGCCGUCCUGAAAUCUUCCAACAGAAAAUGGCUCCAAAGGGUAAAUGAAGCGGGAAAAAUACAUAGAUGCAGCAUUGCGUGCAGCCUCUCCAGAUGUUCGAGGAUAAUAUUCCAGAGAGCAGUUGAUUCCCUUGGAUUAGGUAACUAGUCAGAAUGAAGAAGAUUAGUCUUAAAACCUUCCGGAAAUCUUUCAACUUGAAUAAAAGUAAAGAAGAAGCGGAUUUUAUGGUUGUACAACAACCGUCACUAGCCAGUGACUUUGGAAAAGAGGAUUCCUUAUUUGGUAGCUGCUAUGGGAAAGAUAUAGCCAGCUGUGAUCUCAACAGUGAAGAUGAAAAAGGCGGAAAGAGUAGAUCAAAAAGUGAAAGCCUAAUGGGUACGUUGAAAAGACGGCUGUCUGCGAAACAGAAGCCGAAGGGCAAGGGCGGCGCGCCCUCCGGGGGCUCCGCGGACGAGGACACCUUCUCCUCCUCCUCGGCCCCCAUCGUCUUCAAGGACGUGAGGGCGCAGAGGCCCAUGAGGUCCACCUCGCUGCGCAGCCACCACUACAGCCCCACGCCGUGGCCCCUGCGCCCCACCGCGUCGGAGGAGACGUGCAUCAAGAUGGAGGUGAGGGUCAAGGCCCUGGUCCACUCGCCUGGCCCGGGCCCGGCCCUGAACGGCGUGCGCAAGGACUUCCACGACCUCCAGGCCGACACCGCGUGCCAAGAACAGACGAACUCGCUCAAGAGUUCUGAGUCUCAGGAUGGGGACCUGCAUCUCCACCUGGAAGAACAUGUGCCUGUCGUUAUCGGACUCGUGCCUCAGGACUACAUUCAGUACACUGUGCCUUUGGAGGAGGGGAUGUACCCUCUGGAAGGACCGCGCGGCUAUUGUCUGGACGGCUCCUCCCCCAUGGAAGUCUCCGCGGUCCCUCCUCCAGUGGGAGGGGGCUCCUUCCCCGAAGACGAGAAUCAGGUAGACCCAGACCUCGUGGUGGCCCCAGAGAUCUUCGUGGACCAGUCGGUGAACGGCUUGCUGAUCGGCACCACGGGAGUCGUGCUGCAGAGCCCGAGGGCGAGUCCCGACGACGCCCCGCCACUCUCACCGUUGCUACCUCCCCUGCAGACGAAUCAGAUCCAAAGGAACUUCGGCGGGCUCGCCGGCUCCGACGCCCACGUGGCCGAAAGUAUGCGCUGUCACUUGAAUUUCGAUCCUAACUCUGCCCCCGGGGUUGCCAGAGUUUAUGACUCAGUGCAGAGUAGUGGUCCCAUGGUCGUGACAAGCCUUACGGAGGAGCUGAAGAAACUUGCGAAACAGGGAUGGUACUGGGGCCCCAUCACUCGCUGGGAGGCAGAAGGGAAGCUGGCCAACGUGCCGGAUGGCUCUUUCCUCGUUCGGGACAGUUCUGACGACCGCUACCUUUUAAGCUUGAGCUUCCGCUCGCACGGCAAGACCCUUCACACUAGAAUCGAACAUUCAAAUGGUAGGUUUAGCUUUUAUGAACAGCCGGACGUGGAAGGACACACGUCUAUCGUGGACCUGAUCGAGCACUCAGUCAGGGACUCCGAGAACGGGGCCUUCUGUUACUCCCGGUCUCGCCUGCCGGGCUCGGCCACCUACCCCGUCAGGCUGACCAACCCCGUGUCGCGCUUCAUGCAGGUGCGCUCCCUGCAGUACCUGUGCCGGUUCGUCAUCCGUCAGUACACCAGAAUAGACCUGAUUCAGAAGCUGCCUCUGCCAAACAAAAUGAAGGAUUAUUUACAGGAGAAGCACUACUGAGAGGCUCUGAGAACCCUGCGUCUUGCACUUGGGGAGGAAGGAAAAGAGAUUGGAAUACAGUUUACAGACUUUCCAUUGCUAUCAAAAUCUUUUGCUGCCAUACUGUUUCAGUUUUAUGUGUAAAAGAGUAACCAGUUCGUUUAGGGGUGGGCAAGUGUCGGCAAGGUGUCUUGGGUUUACUUUGGUUCUUUAAAAAGGGAAGUCUUGAGCUUUUAGAAGAGUAAACUAUCUUCCAUCAGUGUGCAGAAUAAUCACAAUGUGAAUUAAUCAGAUUCUCCUUACCCACCCCGCCCCCAGUCCUUUGCUGCUAUCCACUGUGAUUUUUAUGCAUUAAAAGCACAUUUCAUGUGUAUUCAAUACUAAGUAAAGUUAAAUGAAACUUAUAGAAUGAACAUUGUUAUGUCUCUUUCAAUGGCCCGUUUUCAAAGAUAGUGUUGAGUAAACAUAGCCGUGUGAUAAGUCACAGAGGUCACACCUACACUGAAAAUGAUUUUUAAUUUCAUACUUCAGAAGGAUUUAUUUAGAAUUAUGAACUGACAUAAUCUUGGGUAAUGGAACAGAGAUCUGCUACAUAUCUUUUACAACAUUCAGUUCUAAAUUAUUUUAAGGUUGUGCUGUUAUGUUGGUUGUGAGAAGUUGGACUUUUCUGUUGCCUUCAUUUUCAUCUUGUGGUUUGUCUGUUUUAAUAAAUGGCCUUACAGAAUUGUAAAGAAAUGUAUACCACCAAUUUAGAAAUUGUUGCCUUUUCUGUCAUUAAACUCUGGUACAAAUUGGCGUAACAUAUAAAGACCUAAUGGAACUAGAACUAUUAAAGAAAUACUAGAUGAUCAUAGUUUCCGGUGUUAAGCAGUUUUAUUGUUAUCUAUACUUUCCUUUGGUAAAAUGUUUUAUCUGUGAUUUCUUUAGCUUAGUCAACAUUUUCUUGGGUGAACUUGAUGUAGAAAUGAUUUUCAUAAAUGGACUAGAUCCUCUUGCAACAUAAAGUUUAUAUAAAGUUUUAAAUUGAUUUGAAUAGAAAGAAAACACUGUUUUAAAGUUGGGUUUAUAUUUUUCUUUUAUGCAGUCACUAUUGAGAUGUGCUAGAUUUGACCCUUCCUUCCCCCCCACCAAAAAAACAAAAACAAAAAACCAAAAAAACCCAGUGACUUGAGUUGACAAACUGUGGAGAUUGUGGAGCACCAUGUAAGAACAAUAUUAAAACCCAAUCAGGUGUAUGGAAGUGUUUGCCUACCGUAUAUACUGACCUUUAAAAAUAGGUUUUCUAUUUGUUUCUUUUUAAGUCCUUAGUAAAUUGACAUCAUUAGUCUUUUCAUCUCUUCUGAGUCAGUCCUUUGGGCGGGGGUGGAGUAUGUUACCUCCAAUACUUUUUAUUUUGAAAUGCAGUGUUUAUUUACUGCAUGAUUCUUUAGUGUUUCGGAAUUGCUCCAUCCAGAAGAUGUUUCUAGCUACAUAACUUUAAAGGAAAUGUUUCCCUCUCAGACGAAGCAUGUAAUUUAAGAUAUUUCUUCCUUUGUCCCUCGGUUUUCCUAUCUCUUACCCCCAUUUAAAAACAAGAGUAAAGGUCUCAGAUCAAAUGUAAUAGCGUUGUCAUUCAGACAUAAACAGUAUCCCCAUUUUUUUCUCUCUUUGUUUUUUAGAGUCAACUGAGAAUUACCAAGAAAAGGCACAAUGCCAUAGUAUCUGUUACGAUAUUUUGACUUAAAGGGGAAAAGGUACUUAAUUUUGGUGGAAUGUUUGAUUGUACCUUGUGACAAAGACUCCUCUUUCAUUUUCUGAUAUGUUUUCACCUAAUAAGAUGGAAUAUGGAGUAUACUGUAAUAAUAUAAUUUAAGUGUUCAUUGUAAGCUAUUUGGAUUAAGAACUAUUACAGAGUUGUAAACUUAUCAAAUUAAUGCAAGACAUUUAAACUAUUUUUUUGCAAAACUAUUUAUUUUUAAACAAUUUAAAAUAUAUCUAGGGUGAGUUAAAAGUCCCUGUGCAUCUAUAUUAGAUGGCAGGUAUUGUCACAGAGUCACUGUGUAUUAAUAAUAAAUGUUGAGAUGGCUUCUCCAUGUUUCUAGAAGCAUUUACAUGUACUCUUUGUGAGAUCAUGGUGCACAGAGGUCUUUGGACUGCCCUGAACCCCAUCUUAAUGUGGGCGUAGCCUGUUCCCCACGCCUUCCUCAUGAUACCAUGUGUUUAAGAUCUAGCCAUUUGGUUUCAAGUUAAGAUCAUUCUGAUUUCCAUAUAAAUGGUUUUAAAAUUGUAUUUUGUGUUUUUAUGGAGGGCAAGUCUUGAUACUGUUCUAAUUCAGAAAGCCAAUCUUUAAUGUGCUUUUUUAUGUUCAUAAUAUAAAAUACUUUUAAGUAAAAUGCCCUAUUCUAAUCCAAUUUCAAAUUGCUGGGGUCUGAUAGUGUAUCAGUAAAAAUAAAAAUAUUUGCCAAGAAGUUAUUUACAGAGAAAGGAGUGUUGCAAUAUUUUCUGCUUUUGUUUAAAGAGAACCAUUUGGCAUAUAGGCAGUACAACAUAAUGUGAAAGACUGGCUUUGUAGGGUAGUAAAACAGGCUGGUUAAAAUUGGAAAGGGGAAAAAGAGAAAUCAUCCUGUAGUUUUGUCUAGGUAGCAUUUGGGUGAAUUUCUGGAUUCUGUUGAAUGGUAGCGUAGAUGACAUGGGCACUACCUGUAAGUCAUUUCUUAAAUAUGUGUUUCUGAAAAUCUGAGCUCAAGGCAAGAAAAAGAAGACAAGAAAGCUGUAUCUUUCUGCCAUAAUAAAUGAAUCAGAGUUGCUUUUUAUCAAAUAUCUCGUCACAGAAACAUGAUGGAGGCCAGAAGCUAUUUCCAGUGUUACUAGGACACUAUUAUGCAAUUUUACAAAUAAUAAGAAAGCAUAGAAAGUACUUGAAAAAGUCUCUUUCUCUUUCUAAGGAAAACUGUUCUGUUUGGUGCAAUAAUGUGAAAAUUUUGGAAGGUCAAAAAAUAUCACAGGAAACGAUCAUAGAACUAAAAAUAGUUUUUAAGGAAACCAGCUACACAGGGCAACCAUCUUGCUGUUAAAGAAAAUCAUGUGCCAAGAGGCUAUAUCACUGGCAUA